Vanessa tameamea is the source of this 1327-nucleotide messenger RNA. Its product is annotated as nuclear speckle splicing regulatory protein 1. The transcript is spliced from 5 exons. The record is from RefSeq and is a predicted model, not a curated record. The coding region runs from base 183 to 1283 and encodes 366 amino acids. Lineage: Eukaryota; Metazoa; Arthropoda; Insecta; Lepidoptera; Nymphalidae. Gene Ontology annotation, biological process: regulation of alternative mRNA splicing, via spliceosome.
UGUCAAUGUCAAACUACGUGUGGUAAAAAUAUAACGUAGUGAUUGUAUAUUGUAUAUUCUAAAGGUAUAAAUACAAGAAAAACAGGCUGACUCUAUCAAUUAUCGAUAUACCUAAUAUUUCGUUUUAAUAUUAACAAAAAAAUAGUUCAUCUAAGAGUAUAUAGUAAUUGUAUAUAUGUAACAUGUCUAAUCAAAACAAGUAUGGGCUUAUAGUACGUGAUCAAAAAUCUAAACUAAAUUUCGAAGCUACUCGUAAUGUUUUUGGUAGCGAUGGAGAUUCCGAUGAUGAGAGAGGAACGAAACCAGUUCUAUUGAAGCUAAGUGCUAACAUUAACAGACAGUCCAAAGUUGCACAAGAAAAAGCUAUAACAGAAGAUCCUACAGUUUAUCAAUAUGAUGAAAUAUAUGAUUCAAUGUCUAAAGAAAAACUUACCAAAAAAAAAAAAACACAAGAUGAAAAAAAGCCGAGGUACAUAGAGAAUUUACUUAAGACUGCUAACAAAAGGAAAUUAGAAAAUGAAAGACGUAUAGAACGCCAGAUUCAGAAAGAGAGAGAAAAGGAAGGUGAUGAAUUUGCAGACAAAGAAGUAUUUGUUACAUCAGCUUAUAAGAAGAAGUUGGAAGAAUUAAGAUUAGAAGAAGAAAAAGAAAAAUAUGAAGAUUUUUUGGAAAGUGUGGGUGAUGUUACUAAGCAGGGAGAUUUAGGUGGAUUUUAUAGACAUUUGUAUGAGCAAAAAUUGGGAAGUACAAAAUUAGAUGACAGUGAAAAUAAUACUAAGGGGGAUAAAAACGAAAUGCAAGAAGCUGUUACUGAGAAAACAGAAAGCAAGACGUCUGAGCCAGUCAGUAAGUUACAACAAGGAAAGCAAAGAAAUUACAGAAAAAGGAAAGUUUCAAAUGAUAUAAAAUUAUCUGAAGGAGAAAUUGAAGACUCUGGUGAUGAAAUAAAGUUCUCAAAUUUAGAUGAUAUCAGAACAUUUAAGAGAUCCAAAGCUAUAAACGAGAAUAUUGAUGCAGAUUCAGAUUUUUCUAUUGAUGAGUCUAGUGAUGAGGAGCCUAGUCAUAAAAAAGAUGACAUUGUUGUGGAGGUCACAAACAUUGAGAAACCGAAGACAAAAGAAAAUGAUUCAAACAGCCCUAAGGUAGAAGUUUUACCUGUUGAAAAGAAAGAAUUAGAAAAACCGAAAAUUAAAAUUGAUAUCUGGAAGAAAAGAACAGUGGGAGAGGUGUUUGAAGAAGCUCUGAGAAGAUAUUAUGAGAGGAAAGCUUCUAGGGGCAUUUAAUAGGUAGUUAUAUAUACGAAAAUUAAAUGUUAUUUUAGCAUAUA